Messenger RNA from Hemicordylus capensis (graceful crag lizard), 7745 nucleotides. RefSeq lists its product as uncharacterized. The coding region runs from base 1 to 4686 and encodes 1561 amino acids. The transcript is spliced from 28 exons. The record is from RefSeq and is a predicted model, not a curated record. Lineage: Eukaryota; Metazoa; Chordata; Lepidosauria; Squamata; Cordylidae.
AUGCAGGCAGCUCCGUAUCCCGACCCACUUCUUCGGUCUCUGAAUCCUGGGGAGAACCUGAGGUGCUUGCAGGCAGUGGUCUUUCUCUCGGGGCCCGCCCAGCUCGCGUCUCACUGCCACGGCUCGGAGGCCCCAGCCUUCACACAGACCCCGGGAGGCCCAAACCUGUCGGGGGUCGCCACGGACUGCAGCGCAGAGCCCACAGGCGGUCGCCGGCCCUCGGCCCUGCGUGAACCAUCGUCUCGCCCGCAUUUCGGCGCGCCUGGGCAGACCCCACCCACACCCCCUUCCCGGCUUCGUGACGCUGAGGAUGCCGAGCGCGAGGCUGGGGACGUUCGGCGUGGCGAUGUCACUGCUUCCACGCGCACCGUAAAGCGACCCCAAGGCAGUUUCCGCCGCCCGGCGUCGCUAGGCGACGGAGACAAGUCCCCACCAAUCGGAGCGCUGGGGGCGUGCGGCGUUCCACGGUUGCCGGGCAACCCUCGCCCGGGACGUUCCACGGCUGCCCGCCAGCUGGUGUCUGCACGGGCUUGCCUUGCACCGGAGAGGACUGCGCUGGGGGGCGACGAGAAGGCAUGUGUGGGGCGCUCCCUGCAGGCAGCCGAGGCCGGCAGCAUGGCGUCAACACAGGCGGUUUCAGCCUUAGCAGAAGGGAAGCCAGACGGGUCUGCAGGACUGACGGAUGGGCCCUCUGCUCCUUCAGCGAGAUUGGGUUCCUGGGCCAAGGACCACUGUGAUUACCUGCUAGACUCGAUUGAUGCCCAGCUCAGCCAGCUGCAGGCUCCAGGAUCCGGUGCGAGAGUCCAGGGCAACAGCAGUGAUGGGGCCGCCUCGCUGGAGACCUCCGUUGCAGCAGAUCUGGGAGGAUGUUCUGCGGACAGGAGCGGCCGUGCUUCAGCCGGGGAAGAGCCAUCCUCUGGGAAGGAGGAAAACAGCUGGCGACAGCCGGCACAUCUCCCCAUCUCAGAGCGCCCUCCUCCUGGAGGCUGGAGCAGAUCAGAUUCUGUCUGCACAGAAGACUUGGCCGCCAAGUUUAAGGGAGGCCUGGUGGACCUGCUGUGGAGUUCUGAGGAGCAGGAGGAAGAUGCAUUCCCUGGUGGAAACCUGUCCCGUGGCUUGAGGCCUCUAGAGUACACUACCCGAUGCCCGGUGGAGAACACCGGUCCUUCUCAGCUUUUGGCAGACUUUAGGACGACACUGGAUUCUUCUUCAGUGUGUAGGCAGGAUAUUGCGCAGCCACUGAAUGGAGCAUCCCUGGAGGAGCUGAGUUGGGCUUUGGCCGGCCAUUCAGAAGAGCCUCCCUCCAUAUAUAUUUGGAACCCAAGAAGAACUCUGGGGUCCCUCGGAGAGACCAUCUCUGGACUUAGCCAGAAGGGUUUUAAUGAGACCCCCAGGGACGCGGGAUGCGCAAAAGGUGGCUCAGCGAGGAAAGGGGUGUUUUGGCCCCUGGAUGCCAAGGACACACCUGUGGGCUUGGGGCUGAGGAACUCUGGGGAGAGUGCCUUUCUGGGGCCCAGAGAAGAUUUGGAGGGCUCCUCUCAGUUGCUUCAGGACGCUCACGAAAGCUCAAACAGUCCGUUGCUCAUUGAAGAUCUGGGGCCGUCUCGGCCUCUCCAAACUGCGGAUGUAGCCGCCCUCGGAACAGCUGUUUGGGGUGCUGAAGCCCCAUGGAGGACAGACCAAGGCAAGAGACAGUCUGGCUGCCCAAGGGACUUGUCGGGCGUGGCUUCUCUGUCCACCCUCAAAGCCGCCCACCGUAGCUGUGGGCCGUCCCCUGGUCCAUCCGGUCCACCCCAGAGUCUCGAUCCACUGGUGGCCUGGAAAACUGACCAGAGGCAAAGGGCAGCUCUGCUAGGAUUGGGGACUUGGGGGUCCCGGAAGCCCCUCGGAGUGUCUAGUGAGGGCUACGUGGAACAGAGAAGGCCGCAGGGCAGGGAUCUCCCCCACCCGGAAAGCCACGCUGCUGCUGUGGGGCUGAUGGAGUGGAUCCCUCUCAAGAGCUUUGAUGGUGUCACGGUUGGCAGCGACCUGGAUUCAGCAAGGAUGGAGAAGGCGCGUCGGGCCCGUUUCAGCAGGGCCUUUGGCUGCUGGCAAGGCUCUGGUCCCAGCCCCAGGAAACCCCACUCACUGCAGAGGCACUGGCUAAGGGACUUGAGUUCCAGUGAUGAAGAGGAAGAGGAGGAGGAGGAAGGGGAGUUGGUUCGAUUCUGGAGAAUCGGCAGCCCGAAGAGACGGACUCCAAGCAGAGCAGCAGAUCCUCACUGGAAGGCGACGAAGAGCCAGGCCUGCGGAGGUGAUGAGCCCUCUGCAGGCACCACGCAGCACAGAGGAGAUCCGUUGGCUGAAGACGUUGUUGCCAGUCUCGUGAAAUUGGAGGAAUCCAUGGUGAAGCUGCAGCAGGAUUUGGAAUUGGAAGAGGAAAAGCUGUCGCAAAAGAAGGCCCAGAUCCGUGAGGCUGAGGUGUCCCUCUGCAGCGUCCUCCAGCAAAAAAAGCACAUGACUCUGGAGCUGGAGACCUUGCGAGAAGCCCUGGAAGAGAGCCAGGAGGAGGCACAGAGGCUGGAGUGGCAAGCAAAAGAGAAUCGAGGCAAAGUGGAUGAGGCCAGGGCUGAUUUGGUGCUCCUGGGUCAUAAGCGAGAGGCCUGCCUGCGGGAGCUGCCCAGGCUGGAGGAGGAGCUGAGCACCCUGAGGAGGAAAUGCAGCCGGUACGGGGUUCUGCAAGCCGAGGUUUCCCGGCUGGUGACCGAGCGGGAGGAAUUGAAGACGCAGGUGGGCCAGCUAGAGGACAGCCUGGUGUCUUUGAAGCACCAGCUCCGGAAGUGCAAGUCGGAGUUAACCUCAGUGCACGAAACUGCGGGAGUCCAGAAUGCGCAGCUGCAACAGGUCGCUCAGGCCGCGGGCGAGCUGGAGGGGCGGAUCAAGGGGCUGGAGCGGCGGAUCUCGGCCCUGCAGGAGACCCUGUCGGCCAAGGAUCUGGAGCUGGCGAGGCUGCGCCAAGCCGUCGUGAGCCUGGAGUCCGAAAAGGAGGCCCAGGGCUCCGCCUUGGAGGGCCUGAAGCAAGAGCACAAGCGCCAGCUGGAGAGGCUGCAGCGGGAGGCCUUGCGAAAGGAGGAGAUGGAACUGGCUCGACUGCGGGAGGAGCUGCAAGACGAGAAGCAGCAGGCACUACGGGAGCUUGCAGAAAGCACAGAGCAGGCGAAAGCCAGGACCCUCCAGGAACAAGCAGCCACUUUCCAGAAGGACAUCGAUCACCUUCACAAAACCAUAGAAGAUCAGGACAAUUUGCUCUCCCAGCAGAAGCAAGCCAUGGAGCAGCAGGCACAGGCGCUGAAGCUGGCCGGCGAGGAGAUGGUCCAGAAUUCGCUGCUCCGGGAGCAGAAGAAAUGGGAGGCCGAUGCCAGAGCAGCCCUGCAGAUGCAGAGGGAGGCACUAGAAGAGCAGCACCGGAGGAUGCAGACCGAUCUCCAAGGCACCCUGGAGAAGGAGAAGGAGGCUAGUCUUGCUUUGCAGGACACAACGGCAGAACUCCAUAAGAAGACCCAGGCGCUGGAGAGCCAGGCCCGCCUGUUCCAGAGCGAGAAGAGGGCGGCCAUGCAAGAGCUGCAGGCCCUGCUGCAGGAGGAGAAAGCCGAGGCACUGAGGAGGCUGAGAGAGGAGCUGGAGCAGGCAAGGAUGCAGGAAAGGGAGCAGAUGAGAGUCCGGCUGCAGCAGAUGGAAGACGAACUGCGACUCCUGCAGGCUGAGCAGAGCCAGACUUCCUUCCGGGAGAAGGAAUCGCAGGCCCACACGGAGUGGGCGGACCACUCCCUGGCCAGGGAGGUGGCUUUGGCAUGCCAGCGGUUCCAGGAUCUGCUGCCCAAGACGGCUGCCGAGGCACCCAGCAUCUUCCAGAUGUUGGCCAGGGACCCAACUCCCUUCGCUUCUGGCCGGGCACUCCAGGCCUUGCAAGAGGUGAGCGAGGAGACCAGGCGCUACCUCUGGGACCUCAGACGCCAGACCGAGGCACAGAAAGUCCACAUCCUGCAGAUCCAGAGGGAGAAGGAAAGCCAGCUGAGGCAGUUGCGGGAAGAGCUCCACUCAGAGAAUCAGGCCGCUCUAGAAGCCCUGAAGGAGCAAUUGGUCCAGGAGCACAUGAAAGACAUGGCCGCCCUGCAGCGCCGUCGGUUGAGGGAGUCGCAGGUGGCGGGUGACCCUGUGCUGCAUCAGCCGCUGCGGGAGAAGGUCGGCGAGCAGCGGGCGAUCCGGAAGAAUCUGGCACCCCAGAAGGAUGAGACGGCCUCCCAGUUGGCCCUCCAGCUCCAGGAGGAACUGGACACAGAGCUGCAGAAGUGUCUCUCCAGGGGCAGAUCCAUGGACUCUCUCAGGACCCUGGGGGCAGCCCAGCUGGAAUCCAGCCUGGAGUUACCAAACUCCAUGGGCCGGGGCGGAUUCCUCCACCCCGUCUCCAUCAGCCCCCCGUUAGUGAGCCCAGCAGCACCUUGGUCCGGCCAGCGGAUCUUCAGCACCCCAAAGCUGCUGCACCACCUGCAGAGCCGCAUCCGAGCGCUGCGGGCAGAAAAUGCUCAGUAUUGCAGCGGCAGCCUGGACGACCUCAGCGGCCUCCGGGAGGGUCUGAGCAAAGCCUACAGAAGCAAGAGGCCCCUGUCGUCCGAUCGCUCAUCCUCACAACUCCACAGUGGGAAGUGAAACUCUCACAGACGGGUCGCAAUAGCAAACAAGAUCUACAGUGCUCCUUCUUCAACACUGCUUUGCAGAGAUGGUGGUCCAAGGAGGCAUCGUGGAUUUCUUGUCUUCAGGAGGCAAAAUCCAUUCCAGGGCUGGUCCCUCGAUGAGGCAGUUCCCAUCUGGCUGGAUCUGAACUUCUGGACUCUGCUUGUGCUUUCUCUGCUAGCAGAACCAAGCUUCCCAUUGCUUUGGUUCAGGGCUACAACCCUCCCAGCUGUUCUUGGACAGAAACUCCCAUCCAGCCUCAGUGGCCAAGACUUAGGGAUGAGGGGAAGUUAGUCCCACACCAUUCACGUAAAAGGAUCUGAAAUAAAGAAUUCACAUCGCAGCCCAACUGAUCCAAUGAUCCAAUGAAUGCAUGUACACAAAAACCCGUGAAAAAUGAAAUAGAUUAACCUUAACUGUAUUAUAAACCAUAGAACCAUAUAGAAAAAGUAAUAGUAAUUGACCAUACGAAGUAAAAAUACUAAUAAAACACGAGAUACUCUAAAUAACAUCCAAUCAAAAGAGAACUAUAUACAGGAGAACCUCAGUAUUCACGGGGGUUCCAUUCUCUGCUACUGCUACGGAUGCAGAAACCGUGGAUACAAAGUCAUUGGGGCAAUGCAAAUCAGGGGGUUAGGUUCCUAGUGGGUGUAGAAAGCCCCCCAAAUGGGGGUUAAAGGCCCUAGAAAUGCAGGAGGGAGUAGCCUACCGUGGAUUGUGGGUUCCCACCAGUCUAGCAGUGCCCCACAAGAGUAAAAAAUUGGCUGGAAAUCGUGGUUGGGCGGGGGGGGGGGGAGAUAGACACCAGCAACAGUCACUGGAGGUCCUGUGCUGGGGGUGGAUCGGGCCAGUUACUCUCCCCGUGCUCCAUAAAGAGAAUCACCACAUUAUAAGGUGCCUCUUUGCCCAGUUAGCUGAUGAUGUCCCUCCCUGUGGACUCUUUUACCUAGGUCAGACUAGUAGACCUUUAGGGAUCUGCAUUAUAGAACAUAAGAGUAAGAUUAGAACUAUGAAUAUGGAGGUUCCUUUUACUUCUCGCUUUGUUAAAUAUAGACACCGGAAACAAUGGAAUUUUUUUGCCAUAGAGACAGUGACAGUAAGUACAAGAAGGAGUGAGGAUUUGUCUUUAAAACUGACUCAAAGGGAUAUUCUUCUUCUGGAUAUUUGCUCUUCUUUCCCCUAUGGGUCUCAAUAAGCAAUUAGAUUUAGCUUCAUAUUUAUAAUAGAUUCAUUGUGUAGAUAUAUUUAAGAGACUAUUUCUGGCUGUAAACAUAUAAAGGAGUUUUAUGCCUUUAAGACUUUUGAGUCUGGCUAGUAAAAGAUUUCACACAGCUGGUGUAAAUCGGCCAUGUGGCAGGUGAACUAUUCCGUAGCCCAGAGACCUUUUAGGAGAAAAGCUGCAAAAAGAAUCUGGUGAGAGAUUUACCAUAUUCUAUGAAACUAUUUAUAUAAGUUUGGCAUUUAAUGUUAUAUGUUUGUGAGAAGAUCAGUCUAGGCAGGUUUGUUUGAUGAGAGAAUCAUUUUUAAAGGGAUUGUAUAAAAGCUUAUAACCAUUGAAGGAUUUACCAUGGAAUACUGAUUGGUUUUUGUAACUUAUUCACAAGAUGUCUUCUAAUAAUUCCCAUAAUUUGUUGACAUGUUAAUCAUAUGAUUGAAUAUUAGCCAUUUAGGGACAUUUAUUUUUAUUUAUUUUUGCAUUUAUAUUCCACUCUUCCUCCAAGGAGCUCAGAGUGGGGUUCAAGGUUAUGUUCCUUCUCACAACAACCCUGUGAGGUAGGUUAGGCUGAGAGAUAUAGGACUGGCCCACAGUCACCCAGUGAGUUUCAUGGCUGAAUGGGGAUUUGUAUUCAGGUCUCCCUGGUCUUAGUCCAACACUCUAACCACUACAUAGGAACACAGGAAGCUGCCAUAUACUGAGUCAGACCAUAGGUCCAUCUCGCUCAGUAUUGUCUUCACAGACUGGCAGCGGCUUCUCCAAGGUUGCAGGCAGGAAUCUCUCCCAGCCCUAUCUUGGAGAUGCUGCUAGGGAGGGAACUUAGAACCUUCUGAUCUUCCCAGAGCGGCUUCAUCCUCUGAGGGGAAUCUCUCGCAGUGCUCACACAUCAAGUCUCCCCUUCAGAUGCAACCAGGGCAGACCCUGCUUAGCUAAGGGGACAAGUCAUGCUUGCUACCACCAGACCAGCUCUCCUCUCCACAGCAACACUGGGUAUUGGAUUUAGUAAAGAAGUAUGGAGAAAUUAUGUCUCUUUUUUAAAGUAAUAUAUAUCGUGAUGUUAAUAUAAUAUAUAUGGGUGGAAAUAUGUAUAUUUUAUAGGAUAUAUUAGAUGAGAGGAUUUCAAAGUUCUUUAUGAAGAGGCUUUAUUCCAUGUCUUCCAAAGUAUUUCCCCAGCAUGAUUCUUGAGUCACAGUGAAGAUAUGGUUGAUGUUCGUGAGAAACUACAGGCAACCCCAUUAUUUGGGAGGUUCUGUUCUGUAGCAGGGGCUGUGAAUAGUGAAUCUGAAUAACAGGGCAUUAAAGUAAAUUUAAAUUGGGGGGUUAGGUUCCCACACUGGACAAAAUCUCCCCCAAAAGGGAAAAAAACGGGCCAAAUAAGGGGCCCUACAAUGCUCCACUACCCAUCAUGAGUACAAGAAUGCCCCAUAAUAAGAGUAAGAAAAUCAGCUAAAAAUGGCGUUUCCCCCACAUUUUUUGUCUAAAAUGCACCAUAAAAUGGAAGGUCAUUUCUGGCCUCUGCAGAUAUGUGGAUUUAACCCUUUUUUAUCCUGAUUUUUUUCACAUAUAGUCCCUGCUCACUUGGCAAAGAGGCACCUUUUAACGUGGCGAUUCUCUUUAUUUAGCAGGGGGAGAGUAACUGGCCCUAUCCGCCCCCAGCACAACAUCCCUCCAGUGACUCUUGCUGGUGUCUAUCUUGUGUUUAUUUCUAGAUUGUGAGCCCUUUGGGGACAGGGAUCCAACUUGUUUGUUUGUUGUUUCUCUGUAAACCACUCUGGAAACUUUUGUUGAAAAGCGGUAUAUAAAUAUUUGUUGUAUGGGG